Messenger RNA from Prorocentrum cordatum, 2200 nucleotides. Lineage: Eukaryota; Dinophyceae; Prorocentrales; Prorocentraceae. The record is from the annotation of a GenBank genome assembly.
UGGCUCCAAAGUCACGCCUAGGUCUCAGACGUAUAAGCGGCGCGGCCUCUUCACAUUCGCGGUGGCCGCGGGGCGCAGUUUUGAAGGGCGUCUUUCGACAUGCCUGGCAACAGCAACAUCACUUCGCCUUUCACUUCGCCUCCAUCCUUUGCCAGGGAUUCGUGGCCCGCGACGCUGGACUCACUGGGGGAACACCUCGACAAUCUGGAGCUCACCUUCGAGCAGCAGUCGCGGCACAUGGGCACCCUCCUCGCGCAGUACAAGGCGGCCCUGGCGCAGCACAGGCAGGCUCUGAGCCAGCAGUUCGCCCAACCGUCGCAGCUCGGCGCACGGACCCCCACGUGGACGCAGAGGCCCGGGGGCGCAGGCGCGUCCGCGGGCUCCGGCAGGACGGCGGCCCCGGCCCGCUCGCCCACGCUCGUUGCGGAUCGCGUGCUUGGGCCGCUCCGCGGCUCGACGAUGGAGUUGGUGAAGAUGCCGAACGCGGACAGUGACGGCGACAGCGACUCGCUUGCAUCCGGGAUGCAGGGCUGCGGCAUGGCCAGCGAGGACUAUGACAGUGGCAAGGACGUGCUCCAUGCCGAGCCAGGUUCCCUGCAGCAUAUGGCGAUUAAGCUGACCUCUCACUACGUAUGGCCAAUCGUCACCACGACCAUCGUUCUGCUGCAGACAGUCGUGCUCGGCAUUGUCGUGGACGCGCAGAUGCAGGAACUUCUCGGAGACCAGAGGCGAGGGCACUGGACCCGGACGGCUACUUUUUAUGAACAGGUUGCGAAAGGGCUCAUCGUGGUCUGGAUGGUUGAGAUUUCGAUAAAGUUAGUCGCAGAAAGGAGCCGGUUCUUCGAACGCGGGUCGUCUGGUUUGGGCAACAUGUUUGAGGUGUUCUUGUUGUCGUGCGCUCUGCUAGAUCUGGCGCAGUCUUUUAUUCCUCUGAGAGGUCGUAUGAUUCAGUGUGUUCAAUUCAUCCGGGUGUUCAGGGCCUUCAGGCUCAUUCGUCUGCUCAGUGUUUGCCAGCAUUUCAAGGCUUUGCACCAGUUGCGUUGGAUGACGUUGUACAUUUUGACUUGCAUACCGACUUUCGGUUGGGCACUGGCGUUGCUAAUCAUGUUCAUUUUCAUUUGGGCGAUCCUCUUCGAGGACCUCGCGAUAUUUUACUUGGAGCAAGACUCAGUUGACAGGAGCGACGAGGUGGUAGAUGAUCUCAGAGAAAAUUGGGGAUCCAUGAAUCUUGCAAUGAUUUCGUUGAUAUUCUCCCUCACUGGUGGUGCUGACUAUGGCGACCUCAUGAAGCCGUUCCAGAUGAUCAGCCCCGCUUUCGGGUGGAUCUACAUACUCUUCGUAGUUAUGGUGACCCUUUGUCUCCUCAACGUGCUGGUUGGCAUUUUUGUGCAGGAGUCGGAGGACAUCAAACUGCCUGGGGUAAGUUCCGCUACCGUGCCCUUUGUGUGGCGACUCCUCGAGCACCGCCCAGAAGGCCGUAGAAUGUUGCACCUCUUGUUUCUAUUGGCGUUGUCUUGAGAGUGGGGCGGAGUUGCCCCAUUUCGUAGACGUGCAUAAACUCUACAAGACAGCACGUGCCGCUCUACCACGCCGCAGCGUGCCAAAGGGCACGUUGGCGGAUAGUUACCUGGGACCGCAGUAUAGUAUUGACGAAUGCAGUGAAAAAGAAUGGUUUCACAGAAGACAUCUUGAAGCAGCUGUUUCAUGAGAUCGACAAGAACAAAACUGGGUCAAUCAGCUUGAAAGAGAUGCAGACGGCCAUCCAGCAGCCAUCCAUACGGGCGUGGUUUCUACACCUCGAGAUCGACAUGGUCACCAACGCGAAGGUUUUCUUUGAGCUCCUCGACGAAGACCUCAGCGGCUUUGUAAACGAGCAGGAGUUCGUGACUGGCUGCACCAGGCUCAAGGGCGGUGCGAAACCCCUGAGUUUGGAGAGCCUCGUGAUCGAGACCAGGAAGCUAAUGGAAGUUGUAAACCGCAUGGACGCAAAGCUGGAUGUCAGCGGCUUUACCGGGCGUGCGAUGUCUCCCCGCUAGGCGUCUUGGGGCCUGGGCAGCUCUAGUUCGCCGCUGCGCGCUCGUACUGUGGCGGCGGGCGCUGUCUCACAUUACAUUGGUCAGACCGGCUCGUUUCUCAUCCAUGCUUUCUCCCUUCACCGUUUCCCCUCCCCUCAGCCCCCCUCCCCUCCUGUCCUCUCAGC